Ceratotherium simum simum (southern white rhinoceros) is the source of this 1010-nucleotide messenger RNA. RefSeq names its product SNAP associated protein (gene SNAPIN). The record is from RefSeq and is a predicted model, not a curated record. NCBI's taxonomy places the organism in Eukaryota, Metazoa, Chordata, Mammalia, Perissodactyla, Rhinocerotidae. Gene Ontology annotation, molecular function: SNARE binding. Gene Ontology annotation, biological process: synaptic vesicle exocytosis; intracellular protein transport; lysosome localization. Gene Ontology annotation, cellular component: synaptic vesicle; BLOC-1 complex; BORC complex.
GGGCUUCAGUUCCCGGCGGCCCUCGCGGCAGGUUCCGGGCGUAAAGGCGCUUCGCGAUGGCGGGGGCUGGUUCUGCCGCUGUGUCGGGGGCAGGGACCCCGGUGGCGGGGCCUGCAGGCCGAGAUAUCUUCGCCGAGGGGCUCCUCGAGUUCCUGCGACCGGCUGUGCAGCAGCUCGACUCUCACGUCCACGCCGUCAGAGAGAGCCAGGUAGAGCUCCGGGAACAAAUUGACAACCUAGCUACCGAACUGUGCCGUAUCAAUGAGGAUCAGAAAGUGGCCCUGGAUCUUGACCCCUAUGUGAAGAAGCUACUUAAUGCCCGGCGACGAGUUGUCUUGGUUAACAACAUUCUACAGAAUGCCCAGGAACGGCUGAGGCGGCUAAACCACAGUGUUGCCAAGGAAACAGCCCGCAGGAGGGCGAUGCUGGAUUCAGGAGUUUACCCCCCUGGUUCCCCAAGCAAGUAACAGGCCAGAAGAUGGGCCCAUGGCCUUAGAAUAGCACAAGUAAUAUUCCCCAGCUGCCUUGUUUCCUCCAGGACUCACUUAAACCUUGGGACAUCAAAAAGGCAGCCCUGUGGCUUGUGUUUGAAGCACUUAAGUCUGACCCAUUUAUGUGGGGCCCCAAAGGAGCCUGUGUACAGCAGGACUCAGGAUCUCAAAGGAUUUCUUAUGGCUCUUGCUUCCUUCCAAGAAUGAGCUGAGGCCUCUACAUUUGAUUUUUUUUUAAAGCUUCAUAUUCAAGGCCCACCUCCUCUACUUUCUUGAAGCCUAGUUAACCAGGGAGGGGUUUGCUCUGUUACAUGUGUGGUUGUUGAGGGCCUGGGCAGCACUUCCGCUACCUGUGACUCCUUGUUUCCCUUUGUUUACACUGAAGAUUUGAGAGGGCAAAGUCAAGGUGAAUGACCCAUCUACCCUCUUGUUGAUUGCACUUGCUUGAAUACAGUAGCAGUGUUGCUAGAACCAUUUAAUUCAAUAAAUGCUUAAACAGUAUUCUAGUUUACUCUGGUA